AUGGAAAAAAUGUCUCGGAGCAACAACAACAGCAACGAUAUGCUUGAAUUGACAGCGUACUACCGCGAAGUGGUCCGUCAGAUGAUGUACUGUAACGGAGAUCUUGAAGAUCCGUUGCCGUCUAGCGUUGAGAUGGUGUUGGACAUGGCUAAAUAUCAAAUGGUCAAAGCUCUUGAAGAUGCUUGGAAGCAGGCUGCCACAGAGAAUAGGGACGUAAUCACACUCGAAGAUGUGCUUUUUAUCUUCAGAAGACAUAAGUUCUUAAUGAAGAGAUUGCUACAUUUUGCUGAUACCGCUGAACGGAUUAAUGAGUUGAAACGAGCAGCUCCACAAACGGGAAAACUGGACGAGGAACCUGAUCAGGAGAGCAGCAUGGACGACGAUGAUGUCGUCGGUGUGGCCAGUACCAGUGUACCUGACUCCAAUUACGGUCGGAUGCUGAAGUAUGUGGAAUCACUGGGUCUGGGAGAGGGCGCAGAACAGUUGCUUGCGGAACCGGAUUUGGAGCUUGAACAAAGGCAACGUCGAAUUGCCGACAUUGUGAUGAAUGAACUCACUGCGGAAGAAUACCCACGAUUCACUGCUGCGCGCACGGCCACUUUCCUUGAUGACUUCAAGAAGUAUACAAGAAAGUAA
Cooperia oncophora is the source of this 636-nucleotide messenger RNA. The record is from the annotation of a GenBank genome assembly. Lineage: Eukaryota; Metazoa; Nematoda; Chromadorea; Rhabditida; Trichostrongylidae.